This is a messenger RNA of Stegostoma tigrinum, 4046 nucleotides long. Its product is annotated as disintegrin and metalloproteinase domain-containing protein 12-like. NCBI's taxonomy places the organism in Eukaryota, Metazoa, Chordata, Chondrichthyes, Orectolobiformes, Stegostomatidae. Gene Ontology annotation, molecular function: metalloendopeptidase activity; integrin binding. The record is from RefSeq and is a predicted model, not a curated record. Bases 201 to 2717 code for a protein of 838 amino acids. Gene Ontology annotation, biological process: innate immune response; integrin-mediated signaling pathway; proteolysis. The transcript has 22 exons.
GCUGUUCCAAAGUUAUUUCUGACAUGAAUCACAGAAUGACACAGAUUCAGAAAUGAGCUGACACACAGAGACGUUGAGAGCACAAGCACAGAGAAACUGAAAAGGAAAAGAGAGAUUGAUUAGGAGGACAGGCAAAAAACUAUGUGUUAACAAUGGAACAGAACUCUGAAGUGGAGAGCAGAGAGUUGUGAUCAUUUGCAAUGUCCGUCUGCAAUGUGUGUUUGGUAGUUCUGAUCUGGUGCCAGGUUUUAAAUCUGUCAGCAGCAGAGAGCGAAGAAUCUGUUUUCGACGAUGGGAACCGUGGAAAUGGAACAGUGUUCACUGUUUUCAGUAACAGAACCAUCAGUCAUUCACCAGAAGCUGGUUGGGAUACCAAGAGUAAAGGAGCUACUUCAGGUGAACAAGGAACUGCUUCAGGCUUUCGAUUUCACCAGGAAAAGUUACUUGAAGAACUGAAGGAUUACAAGUUUGUAUUCCCACAGCUGGUUUCAGGAAGAAGGAAGCGGAGUAUCGCCAUACUGCCUCAGGCGUGGUAUCCAAGCCACAUCAGGAUCUCAGUGAUUCUAGAGGGGAAGGAUUUAAUACUAGACCUCAACCGUAAUAGAUUUCUCUUGCCUAGAGGAUUCCAGGUGUUGCACUAUGAUUCCAAUGGGACUCUGGUGACAGAGACAGACACUGAAAUGUAUCACUGUUAUUAUGUUGGAUCUGUGAGAAGAUUCCCUGGAUCCCAGGUCUCUGCAAGCACCUGCUCGGGACUCAGUGCUCUGAUUAUGUUCAGUAAUCGAACCUAUGUCAUUGAGCCUGUUGAGGGGGUUACAAAUGGUCGUCAUUUGUUAUACAGAGCUGAAGAUCUCUUGCCAGUGCCGAGUAUCUGUGGAAUCAGAACUCCAUCCCCCGAGUUAACCCUAACUGAUCAUCUCCAGCACUCUCAAAGGGUCAAAAGGAACGUGUUACAAGAGUUGAGACACCUGGAGCUGGUGCUUGUCGCUGAUACUGGAAUGUAUUUGUACCUGGAUCGUAAUAAGGAAGCUGUGGUGCGGAGAAUGAUUAACGUUGCUGGUACCGUGGACAUGUAUUACAGACCAUUUAACAUUCGGGUUGCUCUGAUUGGUGUGGAGGUUUGGACCACCAACCAGAUCACCAUCGACAGGAGUGCUUCAAAAACCUUGAAUCGUUUCCUGCAUUGGAGGAAGAAGACCCUCCUCCUACGACUGCACAAUGACAAUGCCCAUCUUGUCAUAAGGUCCUCCUUUGCAAAUGGCAUUGCUGGCUUGGCACCAGGUAAUGGUAUAUGCACCGUAGACAAUUCUGGAGGAGUCAACACGGACAGAGGGUCAAGUUUCUUGGCUCUCGCUGCGACACUCGCCCAUGAAAUUGGACACAAUCUGGGAAUGUCACAUGACACAGAAGAUCGACACUGUAACUGCCCAGAUGUGGAUGGUGGCUGCAUCAUGGAAGAAGCUCUAGGAUUGAAAUUGCCGAAAGCCUUUAGCAGCUGCAGCCGUGCUGAUUUAGUGAGGGCUCUCCUCCAGGGUGUUGGACCCUGUCUCUUCAACCUCCCAGAUCCUGAGCAGCUGGUGGCGGGACCGAGGUGUGGAAACCUGUACAUGGACAAAGGCGAGGAGUGUGACUGUGGCCCCCCCAAGGAAUGUACCGACCCCUGCUGUGAGCCAUCGACGUGUAAACUCAAACCCAGGGCACAGUGCCCAUCCACUGGUGCCUGUUGCAAAGACUGCCAAUUCCUUCCAGGAGGGACAAUGUGCCGAGCGCCAAUGGGAGAAUGUGACCUGCCAGAGUUCUGUACAGGAAAUUUCUCUAAUUGCCCUGAAAAUGUGUAUCUGCAAGAUGGGCACACGUGCAGUAAUGGGACUUUAUACUGCAGCAAUGGUAUCUGCCAGUCUGCGGAUGAACAGUGCCAGGAGAUCUGGGGUCCCGGUGCAAGAUCUGCUGAAGAUAUAUGUUACUCAUUUACAAAUAAAGCUGGAAGCCCCUUUGGAAACUGUGGCAAGAAUGAGAAUAAUGAUUACAUCAAGUGCCAAAACAAAGAUGUAAAGUGUGGGAAGAUUCAGUGUAAGGGUGGAAAUUCCUCUCCAGUCCGGGGAGGGAAUGUACACUAUUCCACCACCGAAUUUGUGAUUAACGGUGUGCAAAUGAAAUGCAGGGGGACAUUUUCGAAUUUACCUGACUCCAUUUCUCCAGACCUCAUUCGACAAGGAACAAAGUGUGGAGACAAGAAGGUCUGCUUUGAUCGCAGCUGCCAGGAUGUGAAUCUGUUUAAUAUACAAAACUGCGAGGAGACCUGCAACUACCGAGGGGUUUGUAACAGUAAAGGGAACUGUCACUGUGAUAUGGGCUGGGCUCCUCCAUUCUGUAAUGUCAGAGGCUCUGGUGGCAGUAUUGACAGUGGACCCAUGAAGUACACCACACCAGCUCCAUCACCUGAGACAAAAGGAACUGAAACAAGCAUCACCCUGCUGCUAAAUACUACCCAAACGUCAGAUACAUUGAGUGCUUUUCAAUGGAUUGUGCCAGUGGUUGCGCUAUUUCUGUUCCUGUUGCCCCUGACUGGUUUCCUGGUGAGGUUUCUAAUGAACAAGGGAUGGAUGUGCACUAGAGCAAGGAAAACAACUUCGACAACAGAGGCAUUGUCUGCUCUAAGAUCAGACAUUGACGUCUCCACAAGAUUGCAAGAUCCACUUCCAAAUACCGCAGUCUGACAGUCUGACCCCGUUCACAGCGGAUCCAUUUCCUAAGCCUUGCACUUUUCCCUGGAACAUCUAGAAAAAGCUUCGCCUUCAACACACUAGCCCACUCCAGACUAACAUCAAGACUCGAAGACCUAAAUUUUAGCUCCACCUUAUGCAACUGAAUCCUCAGCUUCUUAAUCUAUAGACCAAAAUCAGUGAACACUGGAGAGCUGCAUCUCCUCCACAAUAAUCCUCAACACUGGCACCCCUCCAGGAUGCAUUCUCAACCCCCUUCUGUUCCCCUGUACACCUAUGACUGUGUAGCCAAAUUCCACAUGAAUUCCAUCUGCAGGUUUCCUGAUAACUUAUUGGUGUCAGACUGGAUAUCAAACAAUGAUGAAUCAGAAUGCAGAAAGGAGAGAGCGCUUGGUAUGAUGGUGAAAUGAUAAACAGUCGUCAAUGUCAGUGAAACAAAAGAACUGAUCAUUCCUAUCAGGAAGAAAGGUGGAGAGCGUGCUCCGAUCCACGUCAAAGGAGCUAAGCGGAGAGGGUUGAGGGCAUCACAUUCUUCAGAGUAAUGAUUAUCAACAAUCUGUCCUGGACUUACCACCUUGUUAUGACUGCCAAGAAGGCACAACAACACCUUUUCUUCCUCAUGGAGCUUAGGAAAUUUGGCAGGGCCAUUAGUACCCUCUCCAACUUCUACAUACGCAUUAUAGAAAGCAUUCUAUCCAGGCGCAUAACAGCCUACUACGGCAACUGCUCUGCUUAGGACUGUAAAAAAAACUACAGAAGAUUGUGUACACAGCCCCAACCAUUACAGAAGCCAACCACCCAUCAAUGGACUCCAUUUACAUGGCUCUCUGCUUCAGAAAGGCUGCCAAUAUCAUCAAAGACCCUUACCACCUUGCUGAUGCGCUUCUACAACCUCUUCCAUCAGGAAGAAGAUACCGGAGCUGAAACGCAUGCACCAACAGGUUCAAGAACAACUUCGUUCCUGUUAUUAUUUGAGAGAUGCAUGGACUGUGCAACUUCAAAUAAAGUUGGUCUUGGUAAUGUUGAUCUUGCCUAGCGCACCUCCUGUGCAGUGUAACCUGUAUGCAUCAUUCUGUCUUAGCACCCUAUGUUCUGCAUGUCCUCAUUUGCAAUGAUCUACCUGUACUGCUCGCACCUAAGCUCUUCACUGUACUUAGGUACAUGUGACAAUAAAUCAAUUCAAAUAUUUGUGCUUAAUGAUUGCCACUCUUAAUUACCUGGAAUUAUCUUGCCAUUAUUUCUCUGCCUACAUAUUCUGUGCUGAGUGCCUCUCCACUUCGGUUCCAAAAGAUUGUGAUUUUAAAUAAACCAAUUGGACUAUAA